Prunus mume (Japanese apricot) is the source of this 1500-nucleotide messenger RNA. The record is from RefSeq and is a predicted model, not a curated record. NCBI's taxonomy places the organism in Eukaryota, Viridiplantae, Streptophyta, Magnoliopsida, Rosales, Rosaceae.
AAUCGAAGACUCGAAAGCAAGCAUACAGAGUGUUUGAUAAAAUACUGUGUGAAAUUUGUGAGUGCAAUUUGGAGUGUUUCAAUGGCGUCGAGGCAAGCCAAGGAGGAGAGAGCCGAUGCCGCAGCAAGGCUCGCAGCGGAUGAGUUGAGAGACGUGAACAAAAGCCGAGUCUAUGAAGAAAAAACAAAGAUUGAGACUACUUAUACGCCUACUGAUGAGCUAGGGAGGCCAGCAGACCAAGUGCAUGAAGAGAAACCUGGGGUGAUCGGGUCGGUGCUGAAGACGGUGACCGGGAAGCUAGAGCAAGCAAAGGAUGCUGUGGUGGGGAAAAGCCACGAUGAAAGUCAUGUUGAAGAGAAGGCCAAAGAGACCACGGGCUCCGCGGGGGAGAAGAUAAAUGAGUACACGGGUACCGCGGCUGAGAAGGCGAAACAGUCUAAGGACACGGCAGCUCAAAAAGCCAAGGACGCAAAGGACAAAGGACACGGCAGCAAAAACAAGGACGCAAAGGACACGGCAGCUCAAAAAGCCAAGGACGCAAAGGACACGGCAGCUCAAAAAGCCAAGGAGGCGGAGGACACAACAAUGGGGAAAACAAGUGAGUAUACUGGUUAUGCAGCACAGAAGGCCAAGGAGACCAAGGACGCAGCAGCUCAAGAGGCCAAGGAGGCAAAGGACAGGACAAUGGGGAAAACAAGCGAUUAUACAUGUUAUGCUGCUGACAAGACAAAAGAGACCAAGGAUUAUGCUGCUGGAAAGGCUAAGGAGGCCGCCGAGAAGGCGAAUGAGACGAAAGACUCGGCAAUGGGGAAAGCUGGUGAGUAUACAAACUUUGUCACUGAGAAAGCAAAGGAUGCUAAAGACGCGACUGUUGGGAAAGCAAGCGAGUAUACAAAUUAUGCUGCAGAAAAGGCCAAGGAGGCCAGGGACACAACAGCCGAGAAGGCCAAUGAGACCAAGGACUACACAGAUGAGAAAGCAAAAGAAGGGAAGGACACGACUGUGAGUAAGUUGGGCGAGCUGAAGGACACGGCUGCCGGCGCUGCUCGAAAAGCCAUGGACUACUUGUCUGGUAAGAAAGAGGAGACCAAGCAGAAGGCUGCCGAGACUGCAGAGCAAACAAAAGAUAAGGCUGCCGACACUACCGAGAAAACAAAAGAGAAAACCAAGCGUGAGGCACGUGACAUUGAGGCUGAGAAAGGGAAGGCAGCCAAGGGAAAUAUGUUGAGCUCAUUUGGCGGCGUGACCGGUGCCAUUAAAAGCAAGUUAACUCGGCCAACCGAUGUUGUGGAGAGGGAGGAGGUUGAUGUGGCGGAGACCAGGCCAGGUGAGGUGGCGGGUAAGCUCUAUUCGUCUGACCAGAUGCAUGGUCAAAAUUUCAACGACGUGGGUCGUUUGGAUGGAGGAGGAAAAGCGCGCGUGGAGGUGCGCAUUGAUGACGAUGGAAAAGUGAGGGUGGAGAGCUCGGGUAAAAUGUGAACGCGUCCACCGUGUGUAGUG